This is a messenger RNA of Notothenia coriiceps (black rockcod), 691 nucleotides long. RefSeq names its product type II inositol 3,4-bisphosphate 4-phosphatase-like. NCBI's taxonomy places the organism in Eukaryota, Metazoa, Chordata, Actinopteri, Perciformes, Nototheniidae. Gene Ontology annotation, molecular function: phosphatidylinositol-3,4-bisphosphate 4-phosphatase activity. Bases 65 to 691 code for a protein of 208 amino acids. The transcript is spliced from 6 exons. Gene Ontology annotation, cellular component: cytoplasm. The record is from RefSeq and is a predicted model, not a curated record.
GUCUCCCUCUAGGUCAUCUGAUGGUGUGUGCGCGGCAGGAGCAGUGGUGGUGAGUCGUUUGAAGAUGGGGGAGAUGGAGGAGGUGGACUUGGACCACAUCACCACCGAGUUACCGUCACACAAGUGUCCCUUGGUUUGUGAGUCUGCGUCCCAUUCCUGCAUCGACAGAGACAAUAACCCACUGACAGGUCCAGUGUUCAAGAACCCAAUAUGCAAGGUGUACAGAUUUCAAACAGUGGACAGCAAAUGGAUGCUGGUGCGGGAACAAAUGGAGGAGUGCACCUUGUCGUUCAGCAUCCCCAAACAGCUGCUCUCACUGUAUAUUCAGGAGGACAUGAGCAGGGUCCGGCACCUGCGGGAGCUGGGGGAGCUUUCUCCUCACUGGGACAACUUAAGAAAGGAGGUGAUGACCCGAUACGGAGGAAUCAUCGGCUCCUACCAGGAGACUUUGGCUGAGCUGGACAAGAUUACUGGUCGUUCAUUCAAGCCAAGCUGCUGCAAAGCCCAGAAAUCUCUGGAGUUCAUCCCAAUAAACCUGCACACCCAGAGGAUGAGGGUGACGUGCCCCAGAAAAACAGAUGCUUUUUAUGACAUUGUCACCGUGGGUGCCCCUGCAGCCCAUUUCCAGGGGUUCAAGUGUGGCGGUCUGCAGCGUCUCCUCAGCAGAUAUGAAUCAGAGAAAAAGAGGUAG